Messenger RNA from Pieris macdunnoughi, 2382 nucleotides. Lineage: Eukaryota; Metazoa; Arthropoda; Insecta; Lepidoptera; Pieridae. The record is from the annotation of a GenBank genome assembly.
AUGGCAGUUUCAAUGAAAGAAAUAUAUGAAAAAACGUCCGAGUACGAAGCAUUCUAUACCGGUGGAGAUAUCCAAUGGACGAGAGAUGGUGCUAACUUUUUGUGUCAAUGUGAUGAUAUUAUAAAGUUUGUUGAUUUAAAUACUCUUUGUAAUACAAUAACAAUCGGAGCUUCUGGAGAAGACAGUGAUGAGAAUGAUGUAAUAUAUACUUUUCAACUAUCACAUGACAAUAAAACGGUAGUAACUGCACACAAAAGUGGCCUAAUUAAACUAUGGGACAGUGCAACAGGAAUAUUACAAAAAUCUUGGAGAUCAGGACACAAAGGUGCGGUAGCAAAGCUGGCAUAUGACAUGGAGGAUAUAAAUAUAGCUUCAGCAAGUUCAGAUGGUAACAUACGACUUUGGGAUCUAGUUCAUUAUACUUGUACCAGUAGUUUAAAAGGUGCUAUGGGUGUGUUUAGUGUGUUAAAGUACCACCCAGAUCCCUCAAAGCAGUUAAUAUUUGGUGCAGCAGAUGACACUAAAAUAAGGUCCUGGGAUGCGAAAACAGGAAAAGAAAGCAAUAUUUACUCAGGUCAUUUCAGUAAAGUAACUUCUAUUCAAUUUACUUUUGAUGGUAAUUAUAUGGUCAGUUCAGGAAGAGACAGAGUGCUUAUAUUAUGGAAAAUAUCUGAGGGAAAAUCUAUUAGAGUGUUACCUGUUUAUGAAUGUAUUGAAACAAUGAUCUUGCUACCACAAACUUUUAAAAUUCCUAAUUUUACAAAGAAAGUUGACACUCAAGGAAUCUAUGUUGCCUGUGCAGGAGAAAAAGGGCUUAUAAAAAUUUGGAACAUUGAAAUGAGUAGGUUGAUGUAUGAACAAAGUAACAGUUUAGUUUCGCCUGCAUCAGAUGAAAGUGGAUUAGCAGUCAUGCAUUUAUUAUUUAAUGAAGCAAGAAAUAUGCUAUCUGUGAUUACUGCUGACCAUAAUAUUAUUAUACAUGAUUUGGAAACAUUUAAUUGCAUGAAACAAAUAACAGGGUUUUCAGAUGAGGUUUUAGAUAUAAUAUUUCUAGGUAAUGAUGAUACACAUAUUGUUGUUGCUACAAAUAGUAGAGACCUCAAAUAUUAUACUUUAGACAAUAUGGAUUGCAAAUUAAUUAAAGGUCACACAGAUAUUGUUUUGGCAUUAGCCAAAUUUCCUACAAACAAAAAAAAUUUCAUUUCUUCUGGUAAAGAUAAUAGUGUAAGAAUUUGGAAAAUAGAUGAAUUAAAUGAAAUCAAAUGUUUUGGAGUUGGUAAAAGACACACUGGUUCAGUUGGGGCUGUUUGCACAUCUCAGAUAACCUGCAGCUUUUUUACAUCUGUCAGUCAAGAUAACUGUCUUAAAGUAUGGGCAGUACCAAUGAAUACUGAUCAAAUUGAACAGACAUUACAGUCUAGUCAUACUGAACUAGCUCACAAUAUGGAUAUCAAUUGUGUGGCUGUUUCACCCAACGAUAAAAUUGUUGGUACUGGCUCUCAAGACAAGACAGCAAAACUGUGGACUGAGGAUUUAACAAUGCUAGGAACAUUAAAGGGCCACAGGAGGGGGGUGUGGUGUGUUAAAUUUUCACCAGUGGAUCAGGUGGUUUUGACAUCGUCUGCUGAUAGUUCUAUAAAAUUGUGGUCCAUUGCAGACUUGAGUUGCUUAAAAACUUUUGAGGGUCAUGAGAGUUCGGUUUUAAAGAUUGAAUUUUUAAGUAAGGGACAGCAGAUCUUGUCCACUGGUGCUGAUGGACUCUUAAAAUUGUGGACCAUAAAAACUUCUGAGUGUAAAAUGUCAUUAGAUAACCAUGAUGGUAAAGUUUGGUCUUUGGCUGUUAGUAAUAAUGAAUCCUUGGUAAUAACAGGAGGAUCGGAUUCAAAAUUAGUUACCUUAAAAGAUGUCUCAGCAGAAAGGAGGGAGAAAAUGCUAAAGGAAAGAGAGGAGUUAAUUUUGCAAGAACAGGAGUUAAUGAAUUUAUUACAUGACAAAAAGCUUGUGAAAGCACUUAAAUUAGCAAUAAGAAUGGAUAGACCAUUGCAUGUAUUGAAAAUAGUUAAUGAAGUUCUAAAGUUUGGUUCAGAUAAAUUGUCCCAGACAUUAAAAGAAAUUAAUAAUACCCAAAAAGAAACAUUGUUAAAAUUUGCAGCGGAAUGGAAUACCAACACAAAAAAUUGCCAUGCUGCACAACUAGUUUUUAACAUUUUAGCUCCAGAAAUAAUAUCUGGGCAGUUACAAGUGCCCUCACUUGCGCGUUUUAUUGAAGGGGCAUUGCCAUAUACUGAAAGACAUUUUGAGAGAUUAACAAAUCUAUUGCAGGAUCUUAAUUUCAUAUCUUACACAGUUAAUUGUAUGCAACCACAUUGCAUUAAGAACUAA